Messenger RNA from Contarinia nasturtii (swede midge), 4098 nucleotides. RefSeq names its product cytokine receptor-like. Gene Ontology annotation, molecular function: protein binding. The record is from RefSeq and is a predicted model, not a curated record. The transcript is spliced from 10 exons. NCBI's taxonomy places the organism in Eukaryota, Metazoa, Arthropoda, Insecta, Diptera, Cecidomyiidae. Bases 333 to 3962 code for a protein of 1209 amino acids.
ACAUACACUUACAACAACGCAUAAAAGUUCGUUUGUUGUCGUCAAAGAUCUAUGUGUGCCUUUUUUUCUCUCUCUCUGUCUUCUCUUUCGUUUCUCUCUAUCUUUGGUUUACAGUAGAUUCCCGUACUACGAUCAGUCUCGUUGUUUUCACAAACGAUAGAGUCACACAGUGUGAUGUGCAUGCACAUCAAUUGAACUUGGAGCAAAAAAAAAAGAAAAACAAAACAGAGAGAAGCAUCCCAAGCCGAUACACUAAUGUGUUUGUAAUUCUCAGAAUAGUACCGUGCAUCAACACAAAAUCUACAAUACAUUCAGAAUCUCCUUUCACCAAAAUGGUGGCAAAAUACAUUUGGGGACUGCUAUUUUUAUGUUUAUUUGAAAUUAGUGAAGUUGUUUCAUUGGGUCAUAUGUUCCCAGUGGGCAAUAUAGUUCGAAAAGAAGGCGAAACUAUUGAAAUUAAUUGUACAAUAUCAUCAACCAAUCACACCAUUGAUGACUUGAAUUUUAUUUUCAAUGAACCAGGUGUUCGACAUGAAAUUAUCACAUUAAGUCAUAAUACGAAAAUGUUUCGAAUUAAUAAUGCACCGAUAAUGGAAGCAUACGUCGAUUGUAUGGCGGGUCAGUCAGGCAUUAAUCGAGUAACAAUUAAUGUUGGUACGCAACCAGCAAAAGUGAUAAAUUUCAAAUGUAGAUCAUACAAUUGGGAAAAUUUAACGUUCAACUUUGAACGACCUUUCAAUCCCGUACCUGUUAACUAUACAUUAUUAUAUGGCAUUGGCAUUGAAACUGGCAAGCUCAAAUUUCAAACACCGACACAUGCGUGCCGCUUAGUUCCAAAUUAUAAUCGAAAAUUCACAUGUACAAUUACAUUUGAAAAUGAGCCGCCCUAUCGACAAUCCUAUGACUAUUACUAUUUUCGACUGAUGGGCAACAAUGUAUUUGGGAAUAUAACUGAAGAUUUUACCAUUUAUCACUACAACAUAAUGGUGCCGAAUCCGCCGGAGAAUUUAAGCGAAACGAAUAUCACAUCAAAUUCAGUCAUUUUAAAUUGGAAAUUACCAGCACUUUUGCAGAAUUUCCCAAGACAAUUUGUGUACACGAUCAAUUAUACAGAUGAAUAUCAUAAAGAUCAAUGGAUAAAAUUGGGUCCAUUCAAAGAACCACAUAAGAAUGAACGUGAAGAGCACAAUAUGCAAAUGUCGCAUGCAUUAACCAAUUUACCAUAUGCCGAUACAUGGUACGAUUAUCGUAUAUCGUUUAAAGUCGAUGAUGCUGAAGAUAUACCGGAAAUGUGGUCAAAUUGUAAAUCUCAAAUAUUUAAAACGGAAUCACGAAUUCCCGAUAAACCGCCACUCACCGAUGUCGGUUCGUUUAGUUUAACGCCCAGCGGUCAUGUGUUCGUUUAUUGGAAAGAACUAUUGGAAUCAGAACACAACGGUGCAAAUUUGAAAUAUAUUAUAAUUGAUGCAAAUGACACGCCAUAUGUAUCGACUCGUUCAUUUGCCAAACUUGAGCAUCUCGAUGCAAAUGUUAUGACAAAACCAUUGAAUUUCCAUAUUCAUAGUGAAAACAAUGUGGGCCGUUCGAUAAAAUAUAGUACCGUGCAUAUACCAGCUGUUCAAGAUCGAUGUGAACCGCCGACGCUGAUCAAAAAAAUUCGAUUGGAUGCUCAAACGUAUAAUAUUUCGUGGAUGGCACCGAUUAAUGGUCCAAAAAUAACCAGCUACACGAUAUUCUGGUGCGAACCAAACAAUGAAUCGCCAAAUGAUUGCAAAGGUUCAAUUGAUUUUGCACAAAUUGGCAGUGAUGUGUUGAGCUAUCGUAUUGAAACAAAUAAUUCAAUGAACUUUGCCAUCUCGGCCAAUUCAAAAUUAUCAAGUUCAGGCAUGGUAUGGGCAAUGUGCACCGUUUUACCGGGAAAUGAAAUUAAUAAAUUAACUUCAAUUAUAACGGUUAAAGUGUUGGCCACAUCAAUUGAAUUCAAAUGGUCGUUAGCUUGUAUCGAUCGAACCAUUUUAACCGGUUACAUUUUGGAAUAUUGUUCGAUAAAAGAUCCAAAAACCGGUGAAUGCCAAGAAUCAGCGAAAAGUGUUAACAUUUCAGCCGAAGCAAAUGAAUAUAAAUUGGAAAAAUUGCAACCAUAUACAACGUACAGUGUACGUAUUCAAAUGUUAUCCGAAUAUUCAAAAGGUCCAUGGAGUGAACGACAAGUGAACACAACACUUGAGGCGGCACCAACACCGCCACGAAAUUUACGUGCACAUAAUGUGACCAAUUCAACUGUUGAAUUGACAUGGGAACAACCCGAGAUGUUAAAUGGCGUUAUAAAUCGUUAUACAGUUUCGUAUAAUGGUAAAAAAAUUGCUGUUAACAAGGACGAUGGAACACAGCAACCAUAUCUAUUAACUGGCUUAGAUAGUUUCACCGAAUAUGAAGUGGUUAUUAAUGCGUGUACAACGGAAUGUUCGGAAUCAAGUAAUGCCAUUAUGUUCAAUACAACAGUCGGUCGACCGGGAAUAAUUCAUCAACCAAAAGUGAUAAAUAAUGAAUUGCGUUGGGAAGCGCCAGCGAUAAAAGGUGGCCGUUUGGAAUAUUAUGAAUUGCAAGUGAUUUACACGAAUAAUGAUCGACAGGAACGAAUAAUCAAAAUAAAUGCUACCAAAUGUAAAUUUACCGAAGAUUUUCGAAAUAUUUUGGUUGGUAAAUUAGAUUUUUCGAUUCGAGCUGUAAACAUAUUGCAUUCAUCACAUUAUAAGGUUCCAAUUAACCAACGAAAUCGACGCGAUAUUACACAAAAAUACAUUGACAUUCAAUCCGAUCAUGCGAACGAUCAAAUUAAUUUAUUAAAACGACAUUCAAAUCUAGAAAUUGAUACCGAAUAUGCAUUCAAUCAUAAUUCAAAUGAAAAUGUCGAAAAGAUUCAUAUACCAAUUGAAACUGUGACAAAUGACGGUGUUUAUAAAAAUCAUAAUGACGUAUUCAAUGUGGAUUUAAGCCGAAUUAAAGUUUGCGAAGAAGAGAACGAUCCACAAUUAUUGAAUUAUUUAAAAUCUGACAAAUGGCCAACAUUGUUCGAAGGACCAUAUUCGGUGUCAUACACAUCGCAAUUUAAAAUCAAUUCCAAAUCAAGUGGCUACUAUUUUAUGCUUGUAUUUUUGUUUAUAAUUAGCAUGGCCUUUAUGUAUGGUACAUUCUUUGCAAUGAAAAAAUUGAAACGAAUGAAAGACAUUAGCGUCGUGCUGCCAGAAGGCUUAGAAGAUAUUAAGGAAGAAAGCAAAUCAAAACAUCUGGAAGGUGGAAUCACACGUGAAGAAUUAGGACGAACAAUUGAUUAUGUAACAAAUGAAUAUGAAAACGACCCAUUGGUUCGGUCACGCAUGGAAUCGUCAAGCACCAAUAGCAGCGAAAGCAACAGUCAAACUGAAUAUAAUGUGGGCAUCGAUAAUUCGAUUGAAUAUGAACAAAAUACCGGAGAUAACAGUCUUCAAUGCAGAGCUUCAGAUAAUCAGCAUAUGAACAAUAUUACUAAAAUGUGUCCGCCAACACCACUAAUUCCAGUGCAUCAAAGCCAUGAGAUUGAAAUUAUUCAAAAUCCAUCAUCUCCAUCACCAUUAUUACAAAUGUCAACAACACUUGAAAAUCAUCAGGUGCCUGAUUCGCAUGAUAAUCAUUUUGCUUCAAGGCAAAUAGUGUCAUCAUUAAAUACAUCAAAGUCAUCGCCACCACUACUCACAUCUAAUGGUUAUGUUACACACGAAGUCAUUUGUGGAAAGCCGACAGCAUCGUCUGGAUAUACACCGUGGAGUGCGGUCGAUGCGAGACAACGAACUGAACAACAAUCAAAACAAGCACUCACUGAAGAGAUGAAAGUGAAAACGCCGAACAUGACGUCAAACAUACAAGGCAUAUCAGGUUAUGUGACUCACAAGCAGCUGUCUGACUUCGGCCAAUUAAUGCAUUAAAUCUCAUUUGCGUCGAACUACACUUACUCUUAGAUAUACAAGACUUACAAACGAAAAUGAAACAAAAAAAAAUUCAUUGAGAAAAAAACGAAUAUUAAUAGAGAAUAAUAAUAAAUAUUUUUUACUUAUAAAUGCA